GGCACGGCAAGAUGCAAAGUUGGGACUGAGGCAAGUGGGCAGUAUCCUCACUGAGAGUGGUGACUGACUGCUCGCCUGUCCUGGAACCUCUUCCCCGCAUCCCACAGCUCGCUCGGACUUUCUUCUGGGAGACCAACAGCAUUCUGAAACUCCGGAUCAAAGAACACAGCCAAGAUUUCCUCGGCGGUUCCCGCAGGUGACGGAGGAUGAGGAGCAUCCUUUGUGCUGUCCGUCACUGUUUGGCCCUGGUGUUUCUCCACUGCACCUUGGAGCUCCACUGUUUGGCCGAGGUCAAAGGGCAGCAGGUUCCCAGGAUUCAGCUCCGAUUGGCUGGUAGGAGGAAGAAGGCCAACGAGGGGCGGGUUGAGGUCUACUACGACGGCGAGUGGGGCACUGUGUGCGAUGACGAUUUCUCCAUAUCCACGGCCACUGUCAUCUGUAAGGAACUGGGCUUCCUCCACGCAGAGAGCUGGGUCCCCAAAGCCAAGUAUGGCAGAGGCAAAGGCAGGAUCUGGAUCGAUAAUGUCCGAUGCACUGGCAGUGAGAAGACUCUGGCAGCUUGCGAUUUCAAUGGCUGGGGCAUCACCAAUUGCAAACACACAGAAGAUGUUGGAGUAGUGUGCAGUGAGCAGAGAGUACCUGGCUUCAAGUUCUUCAACACCCUCCUCAACGAUAUUGAGGACGAGCAGUUACGAGUGCAAGAUGUUCGCAUCAAGGGAGUCUUUGGCUCGUCCAGGAAGCGGCUGCCUGUCACAGAGGGUUAUGUCCAGGUGCAGCAGGACGGAGAGUGGAAACAGAUCUGUGACGCGGACUGGACGGCCAUGAACAGCAGAGUUGUCUGUGGCAUGUUUGGAUUUCCUGCAGAGAAAGGCUACAACAUGAGGAUUUACAAGACCUUUGCGAGCAGGAAGAAGCACACGUAUUGGCCGUACAGCAUUAACUGCACAGGCAGCGAGGCCCAUGUGUCCAGCUGCAGCCUGGACUACUCUGAAAGCAACACCAACAGCUCGUGUGCCAGCGAGAUGCCUGUGAUUGUCAGCUGUGUGGCUGGACGGCCCUUUGCUGCUCUGAGUACUACGCGGGUUCGCAAAGCCUUCCAGACUGAGAGGCCUCUGAUCCGGCUGCGGGGAGGAGCGAAGAUCGGAGAGGGCAGAGUGGAGGUGAUGAAGAAUGGACAGUGGGGGACAGUCUGUGAUGACCGCUGGAAUCUGUUGGCAGCCAGUGUCGCCUGUCGAGAGCUGGGAUUCGGCACCGCCAAGGAGGCUCUGACCGGAGCCAGAAUGGGCAAAGGCAUUGGCAUGACCCACAUGAACCAGGUCUCGUGCACAGGCUUUGAGAAUUCCCUCACGGCCUGCCAGUCUAACCAGGAGCAGCUGUGUGGCCAUGAUGAAGAUGCUGCAGUUCGCUGUAACACCCCUGACAUGGGCUUCAAGCAACAGAUCCGCCUGGUCGGAGGACGUACUCCGUUUGAAGGACGUGUCGAGGUGCUGAUGAAGAGGAACGGCAGGCAGCGAUGGGGCACUGUUUGCAACAGCAACUGGGGUCUGAUGGAAGCAAUGGUGGUGUGCAGGCAGCUGGGCUUGGGAUUUGCUGACCAUGCAGUUCAGGAGACCUGGUUCUGGGGAGGGGAUCCGUCAGCUGAUGAAGUGGUGAUGAGUGGUGUGAAAUGUUCAGGCACGGAGAUGUCCCUUUUCCAGUGUCUUCACCAUGGGGAGGAGCUCGAUUGCCCCAAUGGAGGGGGACAGUUUGCUGCUGGUAUCUCGUGCACAGAAGCUGCUUCCGACCUGGUUCUGAACCCGCGGGUAGUUGAAGAGACCACGUACCUGGAGAAUCGGCCUCUGUCCAUGCUGGCCUGUGCCAUGGAAGAGAACUGUCUGUCAAGCUCAGCGGUCGGAUUGCCACCUCUGACCAGCUUUCGCCGGCUGCUGAGAUUCUCCUCCCAAAUCCACAACAACGGGGAGGCCGACUUCAGGCCCAAGGCUGGUCGCCACGCGUGGAUCUGGCAUGAGUGUCACAGGCACUACCACAGCAUGGAGGUGUUCACCACUUACGAUCUCCUGAUGCUGAAUGGAACACGGGUUGCUGAGGGACACAAGGCCAGUUUCUGUCUCGAGGAUACUCAGUGUGACUCAGGUACUGUACUCCACCCUCUCCCAGGAUUUCCUCUCCCGCAGCUCUUCUGGCAAUGGGAGCACACUAAAUGAAGGGUUUUUCGAAGCGUCUUCGGUGAU
Messenger RNA from Chiloscyllium plagiosum (whitespotted bambooshark), 2231 nucleotides. NCBI's taxonomy places the organism in Eukaryota, Metazoa, Chordata, Chondrichthyes, Orectolobiformes, Hemiscylliidae. The record is from RefSeq and is a predicted model, not a curated record.